AUGUUGCGGCGCGUGGAACGAGUGGGAUGGGCGCCGCUGCGCACGUUCGCCACGACAGCUGCCGUGCGUGCUGCGCCUAAGCCGGCCGCGCCGAAGAAAAAGGUGUCGGUCCGUCGCGGCCAGCUCACGGGCGAGCGCCGCACAGGCGGCCUGCGCCGAGGUGGCGUCGAUACGUCCAGCCAGCUGUCCAAGGCGACGACGCACUAUGCCCAGCAGCCCGACAUGUCCGAUCUGCCUGUCCUGAAGGGCGCCUCCGCGCUGCGCGAGGGCGUGCCAGGCGACGCUCUUGCGUGGUCCAAGCGCACCCUCGCGGCCUUCGAUGCCUUUGGCCUCCCGCGCGAAUUGUCGCGCGCGCAGGCUCUGCAGCCCAAGCCGCGCACGAUCGUGCGCGAAGCGACGAAGGACGUGCUGCAGUGUGGCCAGGGAAAGCACCUGCUCAUCGGCGAGCCGGGCUGCGGCAAGUCGACGUACCUGCUGCAGGCCGUCGCUCAGGCCGUCGAGUCCGAGUCGGCCGUGCUGUAUGUGCCCCGCAGCAUCGCCCUGAUCAACUCGUCGUCGCCGUACACGUACUCACCCGCGUUUGCAACGUACCUGCAGCCGGAGGUGGCGACGCACCUGCUCCAGGCCCUCUUGCAGGUGAAUGGCCGCAUCCUGAAGCGGAUCGAAGCGCCCGACGCGCACGUCGAGGGCGUGCGUGUGCCGGGCGGCACGCUCGAGAGCAUGAUCCGCCACGCCCUCGCGGACGAAAAUGCGCAUGUGCGGCAGCUGGCGCUCGAGCAGGUCCUGCGCACGCUGACGCAGCAGACCGAGGUGCCGUUCGUCGUGGCGAUCGACGAUGUCCAGGCCUAUUUCAUGACGUCCUCGUACAGGGAUCCGGACUACGUGCCGCUCGAGGCCUACGAGCUCGCUGUGCCACGUGCGCUGCGCGACCUCGUCCUGACGCCGCGCUCACAGGCCGUGGUGCUGAGCGCGCUGAGCUCGGCGCACGCCGAUUUCCCGGCCCCUGAUGCCCUGCUCGUCGCGCUGCGUGAGCAGUGCUCGGCGCACGGCGCGCCCGUGCCGUGGUCGCGCGUGUGGGCGACGCUGUCGUGCCGCGGCUCUGCCACGCGCGUGCGCGAGCCGCACGCCUACGCCCAGGUCAACGAUACCCAUCUGGCCUCGGCGCGCGCUGCGGCCUUGUCGCCCCUGGAUGUCGGUGCGCCGCUGCACCGCAACGAGGCUGCCUCGAUCCUUGAUCUCCUGCAUCGCGAGCGCGUCAUCUGGACGACGCCGAACGACGAGGCGUUUUUGGCCAAGCUCGUCGAGAGCCACGGCAACGUCCAUACCUUUACUCAUAGCUGGCGCGCGACGCUGCAGUAA
Messenger RNA from Malassezia restricta, 1359 nucleotides. Its product is annotated as small subunit ribosomal protein S29. Gene Ontology annotation, molecular function: structural constituent of ribosome. The transcript has a single exon. Lineage: Eukaryota; Fungi; Basidiomycota; Malasseziomycetes; Malasseziales; Malasseziaceae. The record is from RefSeq and is a predicted model, not a curated record. Gene Ontology annotation, cellular component: mitochondrial small ribosomal subunit. The coding region runs from base 1 to 1359 and encodes 452 amino acids.